UAGCUGUGGAGGCUCUCUUGCUAACGAUUGCCUUGAAUAUAAUUUUGUCUGGUUGCUUGAUUAUUGUUUUGUGUUCCUUUUUUGUUAUUGUUGUCUAUAGUCUGCACUCUCUGCAAUUGCUUUGGUUUGAUGGUGGUUUGUUGGCCUCAUUGCCAACCAAUUUUGCUGUCUUUGGUUCGCUGUUGAGUUUACUCAGUGAACGUGUUUUACGGUGAACGGUCGUGUGCGCGCUCGUGUCGCUUUUGGCAAACAAUUUUUCCUGCUUGUUUCGAAGACUUUUGUAUCAGUGUUUAGUUGCUGAUCGCGUCAAAUGUCGUUUUACGGUUUAUCAAUUUUUGGGUGCUUGUGUACUAUUUCGUAUAUAAAGAUAUUUUAUACUUCAGCAUGAAUAGCGAAUGUUUGCAAGUUAAUUGUUUAAAUUUAAUGAAAAAUGUUUGAAGCAUAAAUUUAUCUAACGUAAUAAGAAAUUCAGGAAAUAUUAUAAAUUACAUGAAAGAAAAAGAGCGAAUGUAAUUUAUGUGUUUAAAAAAAUCCAAAAUUUCAUAUUUUUUUAUAUUUGGAAAUACCCAAUGCAGUUUUGUUAAUGUCAGCUUAAAAAUUACGGCUAAUUUUAAAAGUAUUCACGUACCAGUUGUUGUCACUUAUACUUAAUUAAAGAGUGUAUUGGAUAAACCUUUGCUGCCGCAACAAUACAACAAGAGUAGAUGACACCUUCAACGAUAUUGAGACAUAAACAGUUGGCUUGCUGAAGGCAAGCAGUAGACGGGGGGCUUCGACUGCAGCUUCCGGCAUCGCUCUUUGUAUUGUAUGCAACUUACUAUCAUAAGAAGUGAAUUUGUUAAUUAACAAUUCUCGUCGAAUUUUUUACGCCAACUAACCGACUGACCGAAGCCGUAACCACAAGCCUAAGUAAAUUCAGCGAUUUUGUAUUUGGGCCAGAAAAAUGCAACGAGUGUGAGAGUGGCUUGUGCUUGCCAAAUUGAACACGUCUGUCAAUGCCAAUUGCUUUUGCGUCUUUUUUUUCUUGUUCUACGCAUUAUGGCCGCGCACCUUAAAUCGGCCAAACCACAAUAGCAAGUUACAAGCUUGAAUGUGGACUUAAGUGAAGACACGCACUUAUCAUACAAACUCAGCCAAAACCUUGCACACACACUCACACACAAUUGCAGUUGAAGUUAACCAGUAGCCUGUCGCUUUCUUUUGGCUUCCAUCGGUCUGCAGCUAACACUAAGCAAGUGACUAACUUUGACUGAGCAGUGCGCAUUUUAGAGCGUAUGGACAAAACUCAGGUAGAAAUAUUUGCGCAUAAGGGGAAUACUUCUAUGGAUGAAAAUGGAUUACACUAAACGUUUUUUAUGGCUUUCCGGCAUUUUAUUGGGUCCAAUUCUACUUGCAGCCUUGACGUUACAAGAUGCCGCCAGUCCAGUAUUUCAAAAUCACAAAACGAAAGAGUGGACGAAUUUAGAUAAUAUCACAUUCUCUUUUGAUUGCACGCAUCGACCGGUUGGCUUCUACGCCGACAUGGAGUACAAUUGUCAGAUCUUCCACAUGUGCGAUGAAGAGGGUAAUCGCAUACCGCAUUUAUGCGCCAACGAGACUUCUUUCAAUCAGGAGUAUCGCAUCUGUGAUUGGGAUUACAAUUUUAAUUGUACAGAGUCACCGAAAUGGUUUUAUCUGAACGAGCUGACGUAUGCCACAGAACCACCUGACGAGGAUGAAGAUUAUUGAAACGCAACCUAUCCACUUCGAAGCGCCCUAAACAUCUGCGCUUCUCAAGUUCACGCUAAGUGACCUUACUGACAAGUAAUUAGUUAAGUGCAAUCGUAUUUAUGUUAUUGUAAUUAGUUAUAAUAUGCUAUGGCGUAAAUAUCCUAAAAUAUUUCUAUAAACUUAAUUAAUGAGAUUCGAAAUCAGUCGAUUUCAUUUAAACAGAUUUAGUAAAUUUGUAAAUUACUGAAAUGCUAGCGCUAACGUGUUUUUUUUUCAUUUAUAUGUAUGUAUGUUUGUAUAUUUGUUAUGUACGCAAAUAUGAAUAUUCAUAUAUGUAUGCAUAUUAACAUAUGUAUGUAUGUAAUUGCCUAUAAAUGCAUACGUAAAAGGCGUGCAAUAAUUGUCCAAUAAUUUAUGUAGUUGAUUUAGUGACGAUGUUGUUAUUCAAUUGUAAAUAUUUGUAUACGGAGUUUUUAUGUUAUAUUUAAAAUUUGUCGAUCAAAAAAGAUAGAAGCGAAUAAUAAAAUAUUGUAAACAGUUGAAUUAAUUGGGACUAUUAGAAAUAGUAAACAUAUCCAUUAUUUCUUUCAUAUGGCCACAUUACAUAUCUAGAAGAGUUGGCGGAGGGGUUUACUUGAAAUGCCUAAAAACGCUUACUUCAAUUUUUUUGUUUUUGUGAUGACGGUUUUCAUUGAUUGAACCGUUUUCUUUGAAAGUGGUGUACAGGGUUUGAUUGAAAAGUAAUGAGCCUUCCCGCGCGGAGCGUCUGCCAAGCGAUCAGCCGAAUCGGCUGAUUGGGGAAAAUGAUUGUUGGGCCUUCCCCUUCCACUAGAAACCGGUCCCAGUUCGCUGGCAACAGCGGUGCAGUCAACAUCACUCCGCGCGUGAAAGCUGUUUUGAAAGUGUGUUAAGAUUUUGCAGUGGCGAAAAUGCAGCGAUCGUUGGAGCAACGUUACUCGAUCAAAUUUUGCGUAAAGCUAAACAGUUUGUACCUCAAGGAAGCACUGUAAACGCGGCAUUUUACAAAGACGUGCUCCUUCGGCUGAAAAACCGCGUCGCCCGGGUUCGGCCCCACCUCGUCACAAUUGGACGACAAUGCGCCGGCCCACACCGCCUUCCUCUGCGCCUCUGUAUUGGCCAAGAUGGGGGUUCUGGUGCUUCCCCUCCCUCCCUACAGCCCAGACUUGUCCCCUCCGGACUUCUUCUUGUUCCCGCGCCUGAAAAGAAAGCUGAAGGGGAGGUGUUUCGACUCCAUCGAGGCGAUCCAAAAAACUGUGACUGGCGAAUUGAACGCGAUUCCGGCGGAUGACUUUAAAAAAUGUUUCCUGCAGUGGAAGGACCGCUACUAGCGAUGUAUUGACGCUCAAGGGCCCUAUUUUGAAGAAUAUUAGUUGUAUAAGCUAAAAAGUUUAAUAAAACUGCUUAAAAAAAAAUAAGGCUCUUUACUUUUCAAUCAAACCCUGUAAGUGUAAUUUAUUUUAUAUGGAGAUAUUUGAGGAUUUGCAUUUGCAUAAUUUGAAAAAUUUGGCUACAUGUUAUAACAUUUGUUUUGUAUUUUUUUAAUAUUAAAUUGAUUUAAAUUUAUAAUUUAUCAUUGCUUUAAUGGGAUUAACAAGAAUGUAUAAUUUUAUUGACUUCAA
Molecule: messenger RNA, 3350 nt
Organism: Anastrepha ludens (Mexican fruit fly)
Lineage: Eukaryota; Metazoa; Arthropoda; Insecta; Diptera; Tephritidae
Exons: 5
Coding region: 1327-1728 (133 amino acids)
Cellular component (GO): extracellular region
Molecular function (GO): chitin binding
Source: RefSeq, a predicted model, not a curated record